This is a messenger RNA of Cheilinus undulatus (humphead wrasse), 1324 nucleotides long. Its product is annotated as cathepsin B-like. Gene Ontology annotation, molecular function: cysteine-type endopeptidase activity. Gene Ontology annotation, biological process: regulation of catalytic activity. Gene Ontology annotation, cellular component: lysosome. Bases 71 to 1063 code for a protein of 330 amino acids. NCBI's taxonomy places the organism in Eukaryota, Metazoa, Chordata, Actinopteri, Labriformes, Labridae. The record is from RefSeq and is a predicted model, not a curated record. The transcript is spliced from 10 exons.
GAUUUUUCUCAGUACAAGGAGACAUUUGGGCAGAAGAGACCUCUGACACAGCUGCAACAAAGAAGCAAGGAUGCGUUCACUGGCCCUCCUCUGCGUUCUCCUGGUGGCCUCUGUCUCCCAGGCUCGGCAUCGACCCCCGCUGAUCUCCCAAGAGAUGGUUGACCACAUCAACAAGGCCAACACCACCUGGACUGCCGGGUUGAACUUCCAGAACGCUGAUGCCAGAUACCUGAAGGGACUGUGUGGGACAAUACUGAAAGGACCCAAGCUGCCACUGGUGUUUCACAAUACUGAAGGCAUCAGGCUCCCUGACAACUUUGAUGCACGCAAACAGUGGCCCAAAUGCCCAACCAUCCAACAGAUCAGAGACCAGGGAAACUGUGGGUCCUGCUGGGCCUUUGGUGCAGCUGAGGCAAUAUCUGACAGGGUGUGCAUCCACAGUAGUGCUCAGGUCUCUGUGGAGGUCUCUGCUGAAGAUCUUCUGUCCUGCUGUGACUCAUGUGGCAUGGGCUGUUAUGGUGGGUAUCCUUUUGCUGCUUGGGAUUUCUGGGCAAAGAACGGACUUGUGACAGGAGGCCUGUAUGGCUCCAACGUUGGCUGCAGACCCUACUCGAUCCCACCCUGUGAACACCAUGUAAAUGGGACUCGUCCUCCAUGUCAGGGUGAAACAGACACUCCUCAAUGUGUGGAGCAGUGCAUUGAUGGAUACUCACUGUCUUAUCCAAAGGACAAACACUUUGGAAAACGCACAUACAACAUCCCAACUGAUCAGGAGCAGAUCAUGACUGAGAUUUACAAAUUUGGUCCAGUGGAGGCGGCUUUCUCCGUAUAUGCAGACUUCCUACUGUACAAGACAGGUGUGUACCAGCAUGUGACAGGAGACAUGCUGGGUGGUCACGCUAUUAAGAUCCUCGGCUGGGGAGUAGAGGGCGGGACACCAUACUGGCUGGCUGCAAACUCCUGGAAUGAAGACUGGGGAGAUCAAGGCUAUUUUAAGAUCAAGCGUGGAAACGAUGAGUGUGGAAUUGAGUCUGAAAUGGUUGCAGGAAUGCCACUCGUUUAGACAAAACCAGCCAUGACUGCCCUUUAAUCUACAAACCAAGACAACCAAUCAAGAUUUGGAUAAACGACUUAUCCUCUCAGAAAACAUCCAGGCAAAUGUUGAGAGAUUUCAAGUAAUCAGCAGGAAACUACACUGUAUACACAAUAUAAUGAUGAAAAUUAGUUUUUUGUUCUCUGUUGUUAAAAUUAAACAAUUAUGAUGAAUUUUGGUUUUCUAUUUUAAAGAAAUGUCAUUUAAAGGUCUAUAAUAAACUCACUUUAC